AUGAAGUCAUAUUUCUGGUGUGUCUUUGCCCUCUGCUUCCAAAUCGGGGUUUCAACAGGCUCCGGGAAAUUUCCUCUGAACAAUACUAAAGGAACUGAGAAGCCGUCCACUGAUCUUAUCUUCUGCAGCAGACACAAAGUGUGGUGCUCACAGACAAACGUCCUUGCACAGAACCGUCCCCGUGCCCGCCAGAAGCCAAUGCAGCCGCACCUGUUUGCAAGAGAAAUCAAUGACUCAGCCAAGCAUAAGAUGUUUUCAUUUUACAAUGGAGGUAUACAGAUUUCUUGUGUGUAUCCUGAGACCACCCGACAGCUCAAAAUGCAGUUGUUCAAAGGGGAAGAAGUCCUCUGUGAGCUCACCAAGACCAAUGGAAAUGUUGGGUCCAGCAAGAAUCCCAGGUCCUGUCCAUAUCAGUUGUCCAACGACAGUGUCUCUUUUUUCCUAAACAACCUGGACAGUUCUCAGAGCAGCUAUUAUUUCUGUAGCCUGUUGAUUUUUGAACCACCUCCAUUUCGAGAAAGGACUUUUCCUGCAGAAUAUUUGCAUAUUUACGAAUCACAGCGUUACUGCCAGCUGAAGCCCUGGCUGCCCAUAGGAUGCGCAGCUUUUGUUGUGGUGUACAUUUUUGGAUGCAUGUUUAUCUUCUGGUUUACAAAAAAGAAGUAUGGAUCCAGUGUGCAUGACUCCAAUAGUGAAUACAUGAUCAUGGCAGCAGUCAACACAGCCAAAAAAUCUAGACUCGCAGGUAUAGACUCCCUCAGGGGCUUGUGGAGGGAGGAAUACUCUUUAUGUUAA
This is a messenger RNA of Cricetulus griseus (Chinese hamster), 795 nucleotides long. Lineage: Eukaryota; Metazoa; Chordata; Mammalia; Rodentia; Cricetidae. The record is from RefSeq and is a predicted model, not a curated record.